Molecule: messenger RNA, 849 nt
Organism: Phytophthora sojae
Lineage: Eukaryota; Oomycota; Peronosporomycetes; Peronosporales; Peronosporaceae
Exons: 2
Coding region: 1-849 (282 amino acids)
Source: RefSeq, a predicted model, not a curated record
AUGCUGCGCGCGCCCCGCCCUCGCCCAUGUUUCUCCAACGCGCAGGUCUCGGCGUACUUCUUCACACCGUGCAGUGGUGAGUACGACGAGCCUGUGCCCGACUACUUCCGAUGCGGUACCCUACAGAAGCAGACGAGGCGCAACGGGUUUACCAACCUGAUGCAGCACGUCCGCCAAGAGCACCCGGGCUUCGAAGCCGAGAUGCGCUCUGCAACAACAGCUGAGACCGGCUCACUGAUCCACUACGCUCGCCGUACGUCGGUGAACCGCUUCGGCUGGCUGGAGUGGGUCGUCAAGGCUAACCUGCCCCUCGUCUUUUGCGAGAACCCUCUCGCACGAAGGUACACGAGUCUGGACCCGAUUUCGGUCGAGACCCUGAAGGCGCUCAUGGAGGCGGUCGCCCAGUCAGUGGGGCUGGACAUCGCGGCGGAGCUGCUGGAUCGUUUUUGGCUCAUGUUGGAUGGCUGGAGCUAUGCGUCGGUGUACUGUGUCGCAGUAUUCAUAUACUACGAGAUCAACGGUGUUGCUCAGUACGCUCUCCUGAGCAUGGCCCCAAUCAUCCAAGAGCCGGACGAUGACCUCUCGGCACGUACGCACCGAGAUUUCCUGGCUGGUCUGCUGGACGGGUUCGGCAAAACGCUGAGUGGCUGCGUUUUCUUGGUCGCAGACAACUGCUCCGUAAACAGGUGCCUUGCUGUCAUCAUGCAGGUCCCUCUGGUUGGCUGUGCGAGUCACAGGCUGAACCGGGCUGUGCAAUGCCACCUUGAGCAGUACGAGGACGACUUGGCGGUCGUGCAAGCGCUCAUGCUGACGCUUCGCACGCUGAAACAGUCAGCCAAACUUCGGUAA